Molecule: messenger RNA, 3618 nt
Organism: Megalops cyprinoides (Indo-Pacific tarpon)
Lineage: Eukaryota; Metazoa; Chordata; Actinopteri; Elopiformes; Megalopidae
Gene: xk
Product: X-linked Kx blood group (McLeod syndrome)
Exons: 3
Coding region: 133-1482 (449 amino acids)
Cellular component (GO): membrane
Source: RefSeq, a predicted model, not a curated record
UAGCUGUGCUGCAGCAAUCCUCUGUCGGCGGAGCGCAUCUCCAUCUCGUAGUCGUCUCUUGCGUCGUGUGAGAUGGGAGAAAGCGUGGUGUGAGGGGGAAAAGCGCCCUCUUUUCCCGAUGGCUGUGUGAGGAUGAGACUACCCAGCUCUAUCUUUGUUUCGGUGUCGCUGUUUACCGCCGAGACGACGGCAGCUCUGUACCUAAGCUCCACAUACCGAUCUGCUGGGGACCAGAUCUGGCAGGGACUCACGCUGCUCUUCACGCUCGUGCCAUCUGUGCUGGUGCAGCUCACUCUUACCUUUAUUCAUAGGGACCUCAGCAGGGAUAGACCCCUCGUGCUACUGCUACACAUCCUGCAGCUUGGACCGAUUGUCAGGUGCCUGGAGGCCUUCUGGAUCUAUGGGAGCGUGGGAAGAGUAGAGGAGCCCUAUGUCAGCAUCACCAGGAAGAAGCAGAUGCCCAAGGACGGGCUGUCGGAGGAGGUGGAGAAGCAAGUGGGCCAGGCGGAGGGCAAGCUCUUCACCCACCGUGCUGCCUUCGCCCGCACCUCCGUCAUCCAGGCCUUUCUGGGCUCCGCCCCCCAGCUCACCCUGCAGCUCUACAUCUGCAUCCUGCAGCAGGCUGUGACCAUCGGGAGAGGUACGCUCAUGGUGAUCUCACUCCUGUCCAUUGUGUAUGGCGCCUUGCGCUGCAACAUCCUGGCCAUCAAGAUCAAGUACGACGACUACGAGGUGGACGUGAAGCCGGCUGCCUACCUGUGCAUCUUCCUGUGGCGCAGCUUCGAGAUCGCCACGCGUGUGGUGGUGCUGGUGCUCUUCAGCUCCGUGCUGCAGAUCUGGAUCCUGCCGGUGGUGCUGGCCAACUUCCUGGUCUUCUUCUCGUACCCGUGGCUCCUGUUCUGGCAGAGCGGCUCCCCGUUCCCGGAGAACAUCGAGAAGACGCUGACACGCGUGGGCACCACCAUCGUGCUGUGCCUGCUCACCUUCCUCUAUGCUGGCGUCAACAUGUUCUGCUGGUCAGCCGUGCAGCUGAAGCUCAAUGACCCGGACCUCAUCAACAAGUCUCAGAACUGGUACCGCAUGGCGGUGUACUACAUGCUGCGCUUCGUGGAGAACGCCACGCUCAUCCUGCUCUGGUACGUGUUCCAGACCGAGUUCUACCGCUUCGUCUGCGCACCGCUGCUGGUGCUGCAGCUGCUUAUCGGCUACGCCAUCGGCAUCUUCUUCAUGCUGGUCUUCUACCAGUUCUGCCACCCCUGCAAGAAGCUCUUCUCCUCCAGCAUCUCACAGGGGAUGUGGGAGUGCUCCAGCUUCCUCUGCCUGCUGUGCAGGCCCCGCGGUGGGGGCGGGGGGGUGGCUGUGGAUGGGGCAAGCCCCGCCGACAAGGAGGCUCUGGAGCCACCUGCCUCAGACAAGGACAUUGCCAAUGACACAGCCGAGAUAAAUGGCAAUCUCAGCCAGAGCCUGUCCAGCAACCCUUGAACCUCAAAAAAAGGCUGCAACAAGUGUCCCUUGCAUUAACCCCCGUGCCACCGUCCAAAACAGCCCAUGAGGACGAUGCCAAGCAGAAGGGAGAGGGCCGUGACUUCUACCCCGUUGUUCAUGGGUGCGAGUUGCUCACAGGAAUCACACCUUUCCCACAUGUGUAACAUACAGUCCUUAGUGAUGAGGUGUCACUUACCUUUAAGCCUCUUGUCUGUCAUUUGAUGAGAUAUGACUGAAACCCCUCCCUUCCUCUGCCCCCUGCACACACCUGUUUGCUCCCUGAGGCGGUGAUGCUAGGAGAGAAUCGUGGUGCAGUUUUUCGCUUCGCAUCAGUCCUACAUUCCUCAUGACUGCGGAUCAGCCACACCCUGAACGCCAGAGCGCAUUUUCACAGCGCAGAUGCCUGUCCUGGCUGUGUGCCCUGCUCCCUGCACUGCUCCGCUUCUUCAGUAUGCGAGAAAAACCACCCUGCACUGAGACCUUAAAGCUUUCGCAUUACGUUUCCCUGAGUAUUUUUGAUGCUGUAUUGUUUGAAAGCACAUUCACAGAGACAAUGCGUCUGCAGCACAGACUUGAAGUGGCCAUAUUUUUCUAAGCCAUUCAGCUCCACAUCUGCUUUUCACAUCUUAAGAGAGGAGAGUUUGCACAGCAAUGGUUUUAAUUUAAGGGCUGUUGUGUUUGGUAUUGUUAUUCUUUUUUAAAGAACCAUGCUUAAUUUCAAGGUUUGCUUUCUCCUCAUCUUGUGGGGAGGAGCACUUGUGUGUUUUGAAAAAAGCUUUAUCACAUGGCCUGUCUCACAUGCAGUCAGGCGUCACUUGAAGCUAGGUGUCAGGCUGAGAGCCUCAGAGUUUUCAGUUCCCUUACUGUUGCUGCAAGUUGUUUGGGUGUUUCAGUUCGCCUGUCAGUUUUACCAAAUCUCUCCUGCACCCCUGGGCCUUGGAACCGCAAUAUGUCACAAUGUACUUGACAAAGAGAAUUGCUAAAUAUCUGUCAGAGUAAAUAUGUGUUUGUUAGUUGGUAUGUUGGGAGUGAAUGUGUCUCUGCUUAGAAUAGGUCUUUGUCUUUUAAUUUUUUAAAAAUAUGUUUGUUUUUGCACUAUUCUUCACUUUAGCAAUGCAGUUGUGCCAGGUUGAAAAAAAUGUUGUAUAAUAUAAAGGGUACAUGCAGUUACACACACUCAUGAAUUAAAUUAGUUUUUGAAAUCCCCAAAAAUGUGUAUGUAAAUAGUAAUGUACAGUGAAUAUAAACACUAAAAUCUAAAUGAUAUUUAAUGAUAUCAGCAUGUAGUUAAAAAAUGAAUUGACAAAAGAAUUUGAGGAUGGAGCCAUAAUUUGUCUAAUAAUUUAUGUGUUCACAGUUGUUGAAUGAAUACUUAUUUUAGCAAACAUAUUGUUCAUUUGCAUUUUAACAACCAUUUACAAGUCAUUUUAGCACUUGUACUAUACUGACUUCUAGUGGCCAAAGAAGAAAAUUUGUGUUUCUCACAGUCUCAGCCAUUGCUACAGAAUGUCCUUGCCCCGGCGUUUUCAGUCCCUCAUCAGCAAACACUGAAAGACAGAGCCAGGACUCCCAUGAAGCCAAAUCCUGUUGCAAAUAAUUCUGCAUUUCAGUUCUGUAAAUAGGCUGCAGGAGUUAAUUAUUGCAUGCAACUCCCCCAUUUGUCCUCACAAUGGAUACAAUGGCAAGUUUGGCUGCAUUAAAUAUUUUACCUUAACAUUUGUUUUCAUUGUUUUGAAGAUCCCCUACUUCUUCUUUGGAGCCCUGGAUGAAGACCUCUGUUGUUACCUAAAACUAAGCACUGAAAUGAUUUGUUGUCGAAUCUGAGGUCUGCUUCAUGCUAAAGGAGUCUGUGACACAGAGAGUUGACCUUUUCCAUAUCCUAGAAAGAUGAUUAACUUGAAACGCGUCAGGAGGGUGAGCCUUAGAGCGCGUACAGAAGAGGUUGUGCUGAAGCAGGUUUCCUGGUCUGUGAUUUUCCCUUGUUGAUCACCUCCUGAAAGACCCCUCUACUGACAGUAUUAGAGCAAGGCCAGCUGCACUGCACAUGUUUGGCAAUCGGUUUCUUCACUGUUAGAUAUUGAAUGUACCAGUGUACAAUCUUACAGUAUUCAGCUGUUUUCAUGAAAUGCAGCC